This is a messenger RNA of Eurytemora carolleeae, 763 nucleotides long. RefSeq lists its product as uncharacterized. The record is from RefSeq and is a predicted model, not a curated record. Lineage: Eukaryota; Metazoa; Arthropoda; Copepoda; Calanoida; Temoridae. Bases 39 to 659 code for a protein of 206 amino acids. The transcript is spliced from 9 exons.
CGCCUCCAUAACUAAUCUUUAUUUCAGAACGAUUUGUCAUGAAAAAUUUAAUCAACAGGACAAGAGAUUCCAGGGACGAAGACGAGGAAAGAGGACGGGAGGACAAAAUUAUUGAGGACAGGGUAGGACGUGAUGAAAGGGUGGGACAGGACAGGGUAGGACGUGAUGAAAGGGUAGGACAGGACAGGAUUGGACGUGAUGAAAGGGUGGGACAGGAGGAGAGAGUGGGUGUGUCAGAUCCUCAGCAAGCUGUAAGGAAGGGCGUUCUAUGGCAGCAAAGAGAUAGACUGUUCUCAAGGUGGAAGGAGAGAUAUAUUGUCCUUACCAGGGAUUAUCUGCAUUGUUUUAAACGAGUCACAAACAGAUCAUCAGAAAUGGGAGAUUUUAUUUUCAAGGUGAAAUUGGUCCAGCUAGAGGGGGUCACACUCAUAGAUAAACGUGGUUAUCUCACAGUGUGCUUGUGUAUACUAAGGGAGGGGCGAAUCUAUUUGCGAAGUGCACAUGGUAUAAGAGAUUGGUUUCAGGCCAUACAGAGCACAGUGUAUGACAGCAAACGAAGACGGAAAUUCUGGGUAAAAGAUCCAGCAAUACCACCAGGCUGCACGCCUUGUAGUCUUUGGACAGAGAAGAAAGAAGUUCAUGAAAAGAGUGGUGACUGAUCUCCUGAUGAGCGAGGCUAUAACCUCAAUUACAAGAAAGGAUUUGGAGGAUUCCGGUCAUGAUUCGGGUCAGAGUAGUCUUAAUACAGAAAGUUCUAGUGUGU